Molecule: messenger RNA, 1437 nt
Organism: Exophiala bonariae
Lineage: Eukaryota; Fungi; Ascomycota; Eurotiomycetes; Chaetothyriales; Herpotrichiellaceae
Exons: 1
Coding region: 1-1437 (478 amino acids)
Source: RefSeq, a predicted model, not a curated record
AUGGCAAACUACCCAGAUAUAGAUCUAAGUGAGGUGCUAGCAGACCUACUGGGGGUUUCGCUAUCUGAGAUCAGCGGCUCACUUGCAGAGUCGCCUCCAAAUGUGAAGGUAAUUCUCUCUCGUCAGCUUGGCGGACGAUCACAGAAACCCGAAAAUUCAGUCAAUUCACCAGAUCGACCAGUGUGCCAGAUCCUUGGAGAGCACGAGUUCCUGAAGGCUAUCAAUACGACAGCGCUGGCGAGGAGAUUGUUCACGCUAGCUCGAGUCUAUGAUGCCGGCCAUAUGGUGAUAUGUAAAUACCUUGCCUCGGCAAAGCGUGGGAAGGCUCAUGAUGCCGACUUGCUAAAUCAACCUUGUCUGGACAUCGGAGCAUUAUCUCAGGGUAUCCUGAAUAGCAGCCAUACAAUCGAAGAUGACAUUGAUGUUUCAUUGAGUGAGAGUCGUCCGGAGGUCCUUUGUGCUACAUGGAGUGCUGUUCCAGUCAUGAGUUUCAGUCACCUACCACGCCUGCACUCAUUGUCCAAUAUCCUCCCAGGAGAACAGUCAGCAAGUCGAGAAUAUGCUGGCGUAGGUGGCGGUGGCGGUUCCGAUGUCAUCAGUGCAAGUCUACUGGGUCAUUUGCUUAGGAGAAGUGGCAAGGAGAUGAACUUGUUGAUCUCGACACGGACUUGGAGGACUGGAUCUCAGGGAGCGAAGGGCAGCAAAAUGGGAGUCAAAAGGGAGAUUCACAAACACGGCGGUCCAGCCUAUUCACAUGGGAAAAUGGUCUCAGGAACCUACCGUGUCACUAAAAAUACCUACAGCGAAGGCCGGGACCUCGAAACUAUACCAAUCGACCACCAUGAGGAUAUAUUCAUCGUCCUCGACCAGGGAGAGGAGAGCAACGACAUCCCAGAGGAUGAGAAGACGGACCUUGCUCUACAGUUCGAGGCAGUACUGGCUGCACGCAGUCGAAUUGACACAGUUGUCAUUGUGGACACAGGGGGUGACGUGUUUGGGGGUAAUUCUCCAGGGUUCAGCACGCCUGACCAAGAUGUACGUGCGCAGCGUGCAGCUGCGAGUCUCUCCCACCUCUAUCGAAAGCUGGUGACAGCGGUCCUCGCGCCUGGGGUGGACGCACCGCUUGAUGCCGAAGCGAAAGCUGAGAAAGCCGGAGGGAUGGUUUAUCAUCCCACUGCAGAGGAACAAGAUUUGCUGCUUGACCUCCUGGUGCGUGAGUACCAAAUGGACGGAUCCAAUCCAUCUCGCUUUGGCAAAACAUCACUCUGUCUGCAGGCAGCCUUGAGAGGAGAGCGUGGCUGGACAUCCUUGAAUCUGCCAAGACAUGUGAUUGAUACUUGGGAUAACCCUUGGAGCAGUUUCACAUUCAUCAGGGAUUGCAUGACUGAUAUCAUCCUCAUGCCACUGACCAGGCUACUACCCUUGAUCGAUGUCUGA